AUGAGAACCCCUUGUUGUGGCCAUGAGGCUGAGUCUUUUUCCCUUUUUCUGUUCUGGCUCAUUUUACUCAUUUGGAGGCGGUGAGGCGGAGGUGAACAACCAUACAGUAUAGUAACUCUGGCACUUGUACACACGAUUUGAGACCCUCUGUUGAUUCGCCACGAUAUCGCCAUGUCUGAGUAUGACGACGGCCCCGGCGACGGGCCGGGUGAGGGUAGGCCCAUGAUGGCCCAGAGGCCCAUUCUCAUGGGCAACUUGGCGCACGUUCAGCUGCCUCCACAGAAGAAGCUCGACGAGUUCUGGAACAAAUUCUCCGUUUUCAGAGGGAAGGCAACAACCAUCCUCCCCCGCAACGAGCUCGCCUCGCGCGUGGCCAAGCGCUCGGCGGCCAAGGACCUCGCCGGCGGCAGCACCAAGACGACCACGACGUCGUACGAGGAGGCCGCCGCCCUGUGCCGCGCAAAGGUCGACCAGAUCGUCGCCGAGUGCCGCCGUGUCAACCAAAAGUACCGCGACCCGCACUUCGACCUCGACUUUGACCUGCGCUCCGGCACCCGCGACUGCCUCGAGUCGCUCAGCAACGUCAAGGCCGACUACUCGUCCGACGACGAAGAUGGGCACUCAAGGUGCCCGUCCCGCUCGAGGUCGAGGUCGCGGUCCCGGUCCCGGAGCAGACGGCGGGGCGCUGCGCGAGCGAGGUUGCUACUACGUGGGUGGCCUGGGGAUGCCGGUGGUGUCGAUGCGGGUAUCUGCGCGGAUGGUCCUUCCAAGAAAGAGAUUCGCAAAGGAACCAAGGACGGGCGAUGGCCGGGGAGCGACUUCUCCCCGCGGUCGGUCAAGAGGAUUGGGGAGAUCUUUGACGAUCCCAAGUUCUAUGUGGACGGACCGACCGCAAACGAUGUCCGCCAGGGACGCGACGGCGACUGCUGGCUCAUGGCAGCGCUUUGCACGCUCAGCAACAAGCCGGGACUGAUCGAGCGGGUUUGCGUUGCCCGGAAUGAAGCCGUCGGUGUGUACGGGUUUGUAUUUCAUCGGGACGGCGAGUGGAUCAGUGAGAUUAUUGAUGACAAGCUGUACCUGAUUAAGCCCGAUUACGAUGAGCGGCGCAUGGGCUUCGACAUCAACAGGGAACGCGCCCUGUGGGAGGACAUCGACCGCCCAGACUCAGAGGAGAAAUAUAGACGAGCUUACCAGUCGAACUCAGAGGCACUCUAUUUUGCCCAGUGUGAGAACAAGAACGAGACGUGGCUUCCACUGCUGGAGAAGGCGUAUGCCAAAGCCCAUGGAGACUAUGCUGCCAUCGAGGGCGGGUACACUGGCGAGGGCAUUGAAGAUUUGACCGGCGGUGUCACCACCGAAUUGUUCACGAGUGAUAUCCUUGACAAGGAGCUCUUCUGGCAGGAGCUCAUGAAGGUCAACAAGGACUUUCUGUUUGGCUGCUCUACUGGCCAUUGGGGCCUUGGCUAUGGAGAAAGGAAGGGCAUCUACGAAGGGCAUGCAUACUCGGUUAUGCGGGCCGUCGAAAUGGACGGCGAGCGGCUCCUUCUGCUGAAGAACCCAUGGGGCAAAGGCGAAUGGACUGGCGCAUGGAGCGACGGCUCCAAAGAAUGGACUCCGGAGUGGCAGAUCAAGCUGAACCAUCGCUUUGGCGAUGACGGAGCAUUCUGGAUCUCGUACAAGGACCUGCUGCGCAAGUACCAGACCUUCGAUCGCACCAGACUUUUUGGGCCAGAAUGGAAAAUCAACUCCAUGUGGACGACGCUGAACGUCUCAUGGGCCCGGGAGUACCACGACACCAAGUUCUGCUUCACGCUGGCCAAACCAGGGCCCGUGGUCAUCGUCCUCUCCCAGCUCGACGACCGUUAUUUUCGAGGCCUGGAGGGCGAAUACGUCUUCGGCCUGGGCUUCCGAGUACACAAAGCCGGCGAAGACGACUACAUUGUCCGCACUUACACCACGUACCGCAUGAACCGCUCGUGCAACGUCGAGCUUGACCUCGACGCCGGCGAGUAUACGGUUCUGAUCAGAAUCGAGGCCGAUCGCGUCAAGGGAAUCCUGCCACCCGAGGAGGUGGUGCGCCGGAACGUGAAGAAACGCCGCGACAAGCUGCUCCGCAUCGGCCUGGCCUACGAUCUGGCCCACAGCAAAGCCAGGAUCGUCGAGACGGCCGAGGAGAAGGCUGCGCGCGAAGCGUACGUCAAGCGCAAGAAGGAGAAGCAGCGCAAGGCCAUCCGAAAGGCUGUCAUGAACUCGAGGGAGAAGAACAACUACGUCAAACGCAAGGAGUGGUUCGCCAAUCGGAAGGAACAGGCCUGGCAGAAGGAGCUGCAGAAAAGACGGGCUGCCAAGCGCGAGGCCAAGCGCGAGGCCAAGCGGAAGGCUGCCGAGGAAGAGGCGAAAUGGCGGCGGGAGGAAGCACGUGGGCAUGCAGAGCAGACGAACAAGACGGAGGGGCCAGGGCCGGAAAAGGAGCAGCCAGCAACUGAAGGGAGCCAGCCUCCCAAGGGUUCGGACGGCAGGACCACGGUCGAAGAAAUGAAGGAAACGACGGCUGAAGAAGAGACAAGGGCCGAAGGCAACGACGAGAAGAAGGAACAGGCGGAACCUGAGGCCCAGGCCGAUGCAACUGGAACAGCUGGGCCAGAGAAAACGGCAGCUGAGCCCAAGCAAGACGAGGCACAACCCAAGGAUGAGACCGUUGAGCAGGCGGCGUCAACAAACGCCACAGAGAAGACAUUGUCGGUUUCAAGCGCGGAGACACCCGCCUCGGGACCUGCUGAAGCCAAACCAAAAGGUGGAGCCCCUGAAGCAGCAGAGAACGGGAAGCAUACAUCUCCUUCAGAACCAGCACCGGCCGUGGCAGAACUAGGGGGUUUGGAGUCUGCAAAGAACCCCUCAGAAGCAUCACCUGAAGUCGCCGAGAAGCCCUCACCGGAUGUUGCAACCAAGGAUGAGCAAACUCCCGCCGAGAUUGCACCAGGCAGCCGCCCCAACGCCCACUUCGAACAGAAAAUCAGGAAUGCCCUCGAGGUAGUUACUAGCGUCAAAAAGGAGCUCGAGGGCCUCCUGGGCGAGAGCCCAGGCCACCCCCCACAAGCAGUAGAUGCGGGCAACGGGCCCGAGGUAGAGGCCAUGCCCGGCGCAUACCUUGACGCUCCCGGAGCAUACCCUCCGCGUCACCUGCCCGGUGCAUAUCCUCCUCAACCCCACGGUCCGCCCGGCCCGCCCGGCCCUUCUAGUUCCAUUGGCGGUUCCCGACGCCUCGGCCCCCUAUUCCGCAGCGGCGGCAGACCAGAAUGCGAAUCCGAAUCCGACUCCGAUGUCGACGACGACGGAUCCGACCUCUGCAGCAUCCGCAGCGUCUCGGACCUGUCGGAGCGCGAGCUCGACUACAUCGUCGAGGGCGAAGAGCGCGAGGCGGCGGCGGCAAGGGCCGAGGUGCAGCGCCGCGGCAUCCCCAACGGCCCGCUGCCGCCGCAGCUGCAGCCGCAAGACGAGUUUGAGCGCGACCCGUGGAAUGCGGUCGCGGUCGUCGGGCUGCGGAUAUAUUACAAGGUCGCGGAGGAGGAUAAGGACGUGGAUGGGUUGGUUAAGUUGAGGGUUGUAAGGCCUAAUUGUUGGGAGUUGAGUAAUGAUGAGGAGGAGGAGGAAGGGGAUGGCGACGGGGGAGUGGGAGAGGAUGGGGAGGGUGGGAAGGAAGAGGGCUCGGAUGAGACGCAGGUAUUGGAUGUGGAUGAUAGUGCUAAAGAUGCUACUGUGAAGGUAGAGGGUUGAUUGACGGGAUGGAUGUCCGGCUGGAUAUGGGAGGAUAUUUGGUUUUGGGUACUCCGCUCAGCUUUGGGAGGCCAUUGUAUACGGCGUAUGUCAAAGUCUUAUAUACCUGCAUUCCUUUCCACACUCAUUGCGAGCAUCUAAAGCUUGGACACACCCAUCUCCUCAAGGUGCCUCAGGAGCGCAAAGUAUGGGUAUGGAAUUGCAUCUUAGAUGGUCUGGU
Messenger RNA from Parathielavia appendiculata, 3994 nucleotides. Its product is annotated as cysteine proteinase. The transcript has 7 exons. The coding region runs from base 172 to 3774 and encodes 1200 amino acids. Gene Ontology annotation, biological process: proteolysis. The record is from RefSeq and is a predicted model, not a curated record. Gene Ontology annotation, cellular component: cytoplasm. Gene Ontology annotation, molecular function: calcium-dependent cysteine-type endopeptidase activity. Lineage: Eukaryota; Fungi; Ascomycota; Sordariomycetes; Sordariales; Chaetomiaceae.